Molecule: messenger RNA, 786 nt
Organism: Cylindrotheca closterium
Lineage: Eukaryota; Bacillariophyta; Bacillariophyceae; Bacillariales; Bacillariaceae
Source: the annotation of a GenBank genome assembly
AUGGAGGGCAAUAAUACUAACAGUGGCAUUGUCAUUGAUGAGGAAUCUUUGUUGCUGUUCCGACAGCAAGUCAAUGAUGAUGAGAAAUACUAUGCCUUGUAUUCCCAAGAUUCCUACUUGAGUUCUACCGCUGCUACGGACACGGUUAGUGCUUCGUCCAUUGAUGAGGAGGAAAAGUACGAUACUGUGGUGGACAAUCACAAUGAUGGCUGCCUGAAAAGAUUAUGGGAAGCCUAUUACGGCGCAUUGUUAACCUACCCAUUGUUGGUCAAGAGCCUUACGGCGUUUGUACUAUUGGGAUUUGCGGAUGUCAUCGCCCAAUGCUUUGAACGAAUACGCGAUAGUCACAAUAACUCUAGUGCAGAAGAAGCCUUCAAUUUGUAUCGAGUGGCAAGAUUUGGGUUCUUUGGUUUGGCCGGAGCACCCUGGACGCACUACUAUUAUGGUUGGUUGGACACUGUUUUGCCUCCUACACAAAAUCCUUGGACAUGGACGACUGCAAUCAAGGUUGUCAUUGAUCAAUUCCUACAAGCCCCAGCGCUUCUUGCCGUCAUGAUUAUGGGCAUGGCUCUAAUGGAAGGUCGAGGUAUCUCAGGAGUCACUGUUGAUAUGGAGAAUCAGUAUGUGGAAGCUCUGAUUAAGAAUUGGGAACUAUGGAUACCAGCCACGGUGGUGAACAUUGCCUUUGUCAAGCCCGAUCUGAGAGUGUUGUAUGACAAUCUGGUCUUUUUCUUUUGGACUAUCUUUCUUUCCAUGCUACUCAAUCAAGCACCGGAUGCACCAUGA